Parathielavia appendiculata is the source of this 972-nucleotide messenger RNA. RefSeq names its product phosphoribosyl pyrophosphokinase. Gene Ontology annotation, molecular function: ribose phosphate diphosphokinase activity; magnesium ion binding. The transcript is spliced from 14 exons. Gene Ontology annotation, biological process: 5-phosphoribose 1-diphosphate biosynthetic process; purine nucleotide biosynthetic process; ribonucleoside monophosphate biosynthetic process. Bases 1 to 972 code for a protein of 323 amino acids. The record is from RefSeq and is a predicted model, not a curated record. NCBI's taxonomy places the organism in Eukaryota, Fungi, Ascomycota, Sordariomycetes, Sordariales, Chaetomiaceae. Gene Ontology annotation, cellular component: ribose phosphate diphosphokinase complex; cytoplasm.
AUGUCCGCCGAAAUGGCAAACGAGAUCAAGUUGAUCAGCGGCCGCAGCCACCCCGAGCUGAGCGACAAGAUCGCCAAGCGACUCGGUAUUGAGGUCGCCCGGACCGUUUCUCUCAACUACUCCAACCAAGAAACUUCCUUCACAGUCGGCGAGUCGGUCCGCGACGAGGAUGUCUUCAUUGUGCAGUCCACCACCACGGGCGACGUUAACGAAGGGUUGAUGGAGCUGUUGAUCAUGAUCUCGGCAUGCCGAACUGCUAGUGCCAGGAGGAUAACGGCCGUCAUCCCAAACUUUCCUUAUGCCCGGCAAGAUAAGAAGGACAAGUCCAGAGCACCCAUCAGCGCUCGGUUGGUCGCGAACAUGCUGCAGACGGCCGGUGCUAACCACAUCAUAACCGUGGACCUGCAUGCUUCUCAGAUUCAAGGCUUUUUCAGCGUGCCAGUGGACAACUUGUAUGCCGAGCCGUCUUUCCUCCGCUACAUCAGGGAAAAUUUUAAGACAGAAGACUGCGUCAUUGUCUCCCCUGAUGCCGGCGGCGCAAAGCGUGCGACAUCAAUUGCCGACCACCUGAACACUGCGUUCGCCCUGAUCCACAAGGAGCGCCCCCGGCCUAACGUUGUUGGCCGCAUGGUUCUUGUUGGUAAUGUUGAGGACAAGAUUGCCAUUCUCGUUGACGACAUGGCGGAUACCUGUGGCACCUUGGUGAAAGCAGCCGCCGUGCUCAAGGAGAACGGCGCCAAGUCGGUCCUCGCCCUGGUCACACAUGGCAUUCUGUCCGGCAACGCCAUUGAGACACUGAAUAGCAGUGUUCUUUCGGCCCUCGUUGUCACAAAUACGGUCCCUCUUGGAGAUAAGGUCGAGCGGUGUCCCAAGCUGCGUGUUAUUGACAUCAGCCCCACCAUCGCAGAGGCCAUCCGCCGUACCCACAACGGCGAGUCGGUUUCAUACCUGUUCACCCACGCCCCGGUAUGA